Messenger RNA from Fusarium oxysporum Fo47, 2206 nucleotides. RefSeq lists its product as uncharacterized. NCBI's taxonomy places the organism in Eukaryota, Fungi, Ascomycota, Sordariomycetes, Hypocreales, Nectriaceae. The transcript is spliced from 2 exons. The record is from RefSeq and is a predicted model, not a curated record. The coding region runs from base 1 to 1986 and encodes 661 amino acids.
AUGCUGGUCGUCAAGCUUCUGUGGGUCAAAGCGCUUGGUGUUUGGUGGGCCAUCAAACCUAAGGUUAUUCGCAUAUUCUCAUCCCACCCAAAACCCACCCCCCGGAAUUUGUCUCGAGAAGCUCUUCUCCAAAGUCGCAAAGAGUAUCUCGAUUACCAUUUCUACAAACUACCUCCUUGCGACGCAUAUUCCAGAUCUGUUACCUCAAUGCCUCGAGCUAAACGUGCGCGUCGUGCACCCGCACAAUCUGCGAAGUCUCAUGCACGAUCACCUUCACCCGAUGCAAGUGACAACGAAGUUCCCCGACCGACUCGGUCUCCCGAGAGAGGUCGUAGAAGGACGACACGAUCUUCAGGUGCUUAUUCAAGUGCCGUCAACGAGCAAGAUGUUCUCGCGGCGAAUAGGCGUCGCGACGCAGCGCUAGACAAGCUAGCCAACGAGGAUCCUACUUCCACAGUCAGUAACAAUGUUGAGGAUGGAGAUUCUGGAAGCUCAAUCGAAGGUGGACGACGAGUAACAGCUACACCAACUCAAAGAAGGGACACGACUGGACUAGAUUUAGCGGAUAGCGUGUUUGGUGAUCUCGACGAUAGCUUCGGGAUCGAGGACGACGAUACCCGACCGGGACUGCGCUCAGCUGAUGCAUCCUCUCUCAACUUGAGCAACUUCAGGCGCAGACCACGCCAAUCCAGCAUUAUUGGGCGCAACGACCCUCCCAUUAGGCCCAGUAGCCGCGGCGGCAACACACCCAGUAUCAGCUCGACACUUCACUUCGGUGCCUUCAAGCGGCGCGCACGAGAGCCAAGCAUUUUGGGAACUGCGCGAAAGCCUCGACCGGAAGAAAAUGCCGCAGGACAGGAACCGGAUUCAGCGAGCGAGGACGAGGACGAUUUCAUGCCUGAAGCCGAAUCGACACCUCUCAACAACCGACGGCGGACAAAGCCCGAGACUGAGCCGGAGAUCGAGGUUCCUGCCUCUCCAGAAGUCUCCGCAGGACCGAAGCACAGGAAAAGGAAGAGCGAAGAUGCGCUACCAAGUAGUGAUCGGCCUGAUAAGGUAUCGCGAAUUGAGAAAGACGCGGACGAAGAAUCAGAGGAAGAAGCGGGACCAGCACCCCAUGUGAUUUCUGAUGAUGCAAGCGAUUCUUCACUGUCAGAUCUCGAUUCUCCCCUAGGACCAUCUCCGGUGCUUCUGGACAGGCCUGUUACCCCCAUCAAUAACGAGGAGCUCAUGGCUCUACCUGCCAGUAGUGAUUCAGAAGACGUGAACUGGCCUGAUAUUCAUACCUUGGCUAAGCGACGCCGAAGGCCUUCCGCCACAACACCUAUUCGCGCCGAUAACUUUUCAGAUGUAUCUUCACCUCCUUCUCUGACACACUCUCCCAAUUAUGCAGAGGCACCGAAGUCCCGAGGUCGGGCUACAACUCGACGUCAGCAACCAUCACCAAAGAUAACAACUGCCGACUUGACGAGUUUACUUCCGAAGCGCCAUUACAAGAAGCAGCGGGGCCCACUGGAACUGGAAAGCGACGAGGAGCAUGACACAUCCGGUAUCGGGGAGGACGAGGACGAGCUAUCGUAUCUUGACAGCCGGGCUGCGCGUCGAAGACGAGGCGGACGAUCGACCAGCCGCGGAGGCGCAAGGCGACCAGGCUCACGAGGCGGGCGCCCAACUCAGGCUCUCAAGCCCAGACAGCCGACCUCUGACAAGCAAACGGGUCGUAAUGCACAGACUUACUCGCGUCGGUCAUCGGACAAGGAGAAUGAGAAUGAGAAUGAUGCUGGUAGCGAUGAAGACGAGGAAGAGCACGAAGCCAGUCGUUUUCAGCCACUCCCAGACGAUACUUUUGAGAACGGAAGUGGUGAGAACGCAAGCACUCCAUCAGCUGAUGAACUCAAGCAAGCAGCAAGGAAGUUUAAAGAGGUUGACAGGUGGGAACUUGACUUUGAGGAGGUUACGCAGAGUUCGUCUCCACUUGCACGAUGAAGCACAAACGAAGCGAAGCAGAGCAAAGCAAAGCACAAAGAAUGAGAUGUGGGCGCCAAGUAAUAUGAAAGGAAAAGGGCCGAGGCGUUUAGCGGGUUGGAGCAACUGUUUUCGAGCAAAACCUUGGGAGUUACACAAAGGGAGUAUGCUAGGUCAGGGUAUUUUGUGAAAAUUCUGAAUGAUGCCUGUUUCGGGCUCACAUUGCAUUGUACGUUUAGGA